AUGGAAUUUGUGGCUUAUGUUCUGGAUGCAAAGAUUUUUAUAUGGUUCAGAGUCCAAGGUGUUUCUAAGCUAAGCUCCAAGAAAUCUUCCAAGGGGAAGAGAGAGGUGGAAAUGGAGGGAGGGAAUUGUUUCUGGAAGAGUGUUGGAUUGUGUUUUAGGACCCCGAAGGGAUAUCUUUUAGUUGGGACUUUCCAUAGUGCUAAGAUGGUUAGGACCAUCAUUGCUGGGUUGGAACUAUCUGUGAAAGAAGGCCAAUGUGGGCCAUUGUCAAAGACGGCGAGGUUCAAUGCUUCAAAAGGGGUGGUUUAUGUUGGUCCCUUAGGCUUUUACAGGACUAUAAUCACAUUAUUGGCUGUUGUAGUUUCAGGGUUAUCUUUAUAA
This is a messenger RNA of Cannabis sativa, 381 nucleotides long. RefSeq names its product small ribosomal subunit protein uS17z-like. The coding region runs from base 1 to 381 and encodes 126 amino acids. The transcript has 3 exons. NCBI's taxonomy places the organism in Eukaryota, Viridiplantae, Streptophyta, Magnoliopsida, Rosales, Cannabaceae. The record is from RefSeq and is a predicted model, not a curated record.